Molecule: messenger RNA, 2986 nt
Organism: Sycon ciliatum
Lineage: Eukaryota; Metazoa; Porifera; Calcarea; Leucosolenida; Sycettidae
Product: rab11 family-interacting protein 3-like
Exons: 15
Coding region: 272-1813 (513 amino acids)
Biological process (GO): regulation of cytokinesis; endocytic recycling
Cellular component (GO): endocytic vesicle; recycling endosome membrane; midbody
Source: RefSeq, a predicted model, not a curated record
UUCAGACUUCACUCGUGGCUUGGUCUGGAGAGGUAUUUCCUCCCUUGCUCCGUGAUAAAUGAAGCCAUGGCAUGAAGCUGUUGACAGCUAAUAGUGUAGUGGUGUAAAUGGACAGGACUACUAAUGACCCCAAUAACACGGAUAGGAAUUACUGAGCGUAGAAACAUCGUUGAAGUCGUACAUUUUCGGAAUAUUCGUCGAAAUGAAAUCCACGUUGCACCAACUGUAAUUUGUUUCCAGCUGAGAGGAGAUAGCGAGAGAAGGCAAGAGCAUGUCCAGUGCCUAUGAUGAUGGGCCGCUACGCAGCCUGGUCGAUGGGCUGACGGACGAUGAGGGACGAAUUCACCAGGAGGACUUCAGCCGUCUGAUCUGCGAACAAAUGGGUGUGUCUGAAGAGCAAGCCGCAGAAGUUACGCAACAGCUGGACCCGAAUGGCGAAGGCUACAUAGAUGUGGAGUGCAUUUACGAAACGUUCCGAGCGCUAAUACCGCAGUUCAGCUCAAGAAAUUCACUUGCCAGCGGUACUGGUGUUGAGGAAACUGACUGUGUGGACGAUGGCGAAGACGAUGGUGGCCCGCCGCCGGAGUUGCCAAGCAGUCCCGAGCCCGUGCUGAAUGGAGAAGAGACUGACGAGAACGGAUCUUCUCUACAUCCUGAUCAUGAAGCUUCUCACACGACAUUGAACUCCUUGACAGAGGAGUUUGUUGGCCAGGGAGAGUCGUUCGUGGGCGAGGGAGAAGAUGAUGACGUUAUGUCAGGAACAGUGUCACCAGCCCCGUUCAGAAUGACGUCUCCAAGAAAGGUCAACAUGCUGAGCAGUAUGUCACUCAACGCUAAUAAUUCGAUCCGGAUGCGUCAUUCUCUGUCAGCCACCAGCAUUCAGAGUGCUGAGUUACAGGAUGAGCUGCAUGAGCUACAGGUCCGGCAGAUGGCAGACAAGAUCCAUGAUCUUAGUGAGCAGUUGGCAGCUGUCGGGGAGGAGCGUGAUUCAUCGGACAACUCACAGCGCAAACUAAAGCAAGACUACACCGCAAUGCAGAGCAGAUUGCACCACUUAGAGGAACAAUUACGAGAGAAGGAGGAUAGCCACCACGCCGCUAUUCGCAAUGCCCAGGACAAGAACAAGCUGAAAUUGGCGCACACCGAAAACAAGUUCAAUGGCCAGAUCAGCAGCAUGAAAGCCCAGUUGUCCGCAGCGCAGGAUGAAGCUAGGCAGCUGAAGGCACUGGAAUCAACAUUACGUGACCAGUGCAAGGAAGUGAAGAAGGAUUUUGAUGCUCGAAGCGAUGAAAUCGAGAGCCUAAAGAAGACUUUGAACAAGAAGAACACGGAGCACUCACACCUUGUUGCGCAGCAGCGGCGUGAAACAGAGGGUGCAAGUGCAACUAUUGAGCACCUGCAAGCUCAAUUGGAGGAAGUGACACAGCGCGGUGAGCAGCGGCAUAAGGAAUGUGAGGACCUGAAGAUGAAAAACCAGAAAACGCGGAGCGCAGCCGAGCAAAGCACCAUGGCGACGCAGCACCUUGAAGAGGAGGUCGCACGCCUAAAUAAGGAGAUAGCACGGAUGAACACUCGCAACAGCGACCUCAGUGCACAACUGGUCAAACAAGGCAAGAAACUGAUGGAAUCACCUGAUGAAGGGAAGGAUCCAGAAUCACUAGAAGCUGAGAUGAAUGAGCAAUCUAAGGAUGAGAUUAUGAAGUCUCUGCGGGAGGAGCGGAACUUGGCGAGUCGACUCAAGGAAUAUGUUGACAAUCUUCUCCUCAUCGUCAUGGAGCAGAGUCCACAUUUGCUGGAAGUGCGUGGCAAGUAGUGCUGACUAAGACACCAGCAGCAUUGUCCUACAUACUAUACAUAGUAUAUAUACAGUCACACACACACGUUCAAACUGUCUUUGGUUUUACUUCGCUUACCUAUGUCAAUGCUAGUGCUAUUCCAAAACGGAAGUGAUGAGCGAUGUGCAUGCCAGCACCUCCCCAUAUCUGACAUGUGACACAUAGCAUGUGUGCCUCUUACCUUGAGAUGCUGGCUCAGCUUGCACAACACACAUUGCGCAACAUUGCACGGUUUGCACCCCCCCCCCCCCCUCUCUCUCUCACACACGCACACUCAGCUACCUCGCGUAAGUAUCACAUACGGAGCCCCGAGGAUGACCAUCUCUGCCUUUUCUCAUAGAACAAAAUUAAUACUCUUUAUUUAUAUACCGACUAGAUUCAUAACAUCCUAAAAAGUUGAUUUAUAUAUAUUAUAUCAUGCUUGUAUGGUGGAUUUAGUCUAGUUAAUCUUGCCUCGUUAAAUGAUUGAAAGAUGCGCGGGCAGCAGCUGAAUCCUGCACUUAAUCACCUCGGGUAGAGCUUGUACAUUCGUAGUACCUUUUGUUCUCUUGACAUGUGCACGCAUGCGCCUAUAUUCUGAAUUAUACCUAUAUUCUAGGCAUGUGUAUGACAGCUGGCUGCACACGCCGCACUGCUUGAACAUAGUAACGUUAUCAUAGCCUGCACCAUUACCUGGUGCUGUUUUAGAUUUUUUUAGACGGAUAUUUAGCAGAUAUUAUUUAGUAGAUAUUAUCACUCAUCUAGAUAUUAUCACUCAUCUAGCCGUGCUCUGUGUUUCAUGUGCUACCUUGUUUUCUAUCCGCUUGGGCCGGCUCUCUGCUCCAGCUGCACGUACACGUUUCUAUUUUGUUUCCCAUUCUCCCGGCCGAACAUGACAGCGCCUGCUUUUCUUGCCAGCCCGCCUGCCAUGCUGUGCAGCACCCUGCUCUCCGCUCCCACCACCAUUGCUCUACUCGUCGCGGAUUCUUCUCUUGAUCCUGAUGCACACUUUUAUGCUUUUUGUCAGCUGGUCUUUUUUUUCACCUUUUGGCUUUCACUUGCCAGAGAAUAUUUACACGUGUGUGUGCACGGCCCAUUCGUACGUACAAAUUCUACGUCUGCCAAUUUGUGUCUUAUCUAAUUUUUAACGUUGAAUAUGAAUCAGUGAGGAU